ACUGUAUACUUCCGGUUGCGAAAAUAGAUCUGGGAAGUUAGAGUGAUCUGUUAUAAUGGAAAACUCACAAUCAUCACCUACUCCCUCCACAAUUUCUAUGUCAGAGAUACAUUUACAAAAGGAAAACACCUCAAUUACUAUUGGUAAGAAGAAGGAGCCUAGAAGGAGAGUGUACUGCAGCGAUGGUGUUUAUGAAGAAUACUCGACAGACGAAGAGGAGCCUGUUGAAUUACCUCCACCAGUUGAUCCCAAAACCUUAACCUGGGCUCCUUGGAUAGGCUAUUACUUUCGGCAUGUUGGUCUUAAAACUUUAAAUGCUGCCGAUUAUCUUGGUGAGAAGCUUGCUUGGUUUUUUGGAAUAACAUCUCCGAAAUAUCAAUAUAUAAUUGAUGAAGUGAAUAGAAGAAAUGCAGAGGAAAAUGAAAGUUCUGAAUUCAAACAAAGAGAAUAUGAGGCCGAAAAACAGAGAGAAAGUGAAAAAACUACAAAAUUUUAA
Molecule: messenger RNA, 496 nt
Organism: Dimorphilus gyrociliatus
Lineage: Eukaryota; Metazoa; Annelida; Polychaeta; Dinophilidae
Source: the annotation of a GenBank genome assembly